AUGAAGGCGGUGCACGCAGGCCAAGUAACCAUGUCGCAGGAUGGUCACCCGAAAGGCGUCGGGGCAUUCAACACCAUGAAGAAGAACAUUGAUAUUCCAGAUGGAGUCAAGAUGGUUGUCAACUACAUCACCUUGCCGUUCCAGGCCGACCAAUAUGCGACUGGACCCCGAAGCUACUUCUUCUCGGACGAUAACCCCGCGGGAGUUGCCGCAAUCCAGCAAACCGCCGAGUUCCGCGUCAUCAAAAUCACUGCGGAAGGAGGCGUGUGUAGUUGA
This is a messenger RNA of Aphanomyces astaci, 276 nucleotides long. RefSeq lists its product as hypothetical. The transcript is spliced from 2 exons. The record is from RefSeq and is a predicted model, not a curated record. NCBI's taxonomy places the organism in Eukaryota, Oomycota, Saprolegniomycetes, Saprolegniales, Verrucalvaceae. Bases 1 to 276 code for a protein of 91 amino acids.